Molecule: messenger RNA, 2428 nt
Organism: Cyprinodon tularosa
Lineage: Eukaryota; Metazoa; Chordata; Actinopteri; Cyprinodontiformes; Cyprinodontidae
Gene: klf11a
Product: Kruppel-like factor 11a
Exons: 4
Coding region: 186-1484 (432 amino acids)
Biological process (GO): regulation of transcription by RNA polymerase II
Molecular function (GO): RNA polymerase II cis-regulatory region sequence-specific DNA binding; DNA-binding transcription factor activity, RNA polymerase II-specific
Source: RefSeq, a predicted model, not a curated record
GUCUGAGCUGUGAUGAUUGAUGCAAACUCCCCCUGGAAACAAAGACAGAAGUCUUUGAUCCGAACAGGAAGUGAAAAACAAACUAAAAAAGGGCUUAAGGUGGCGAUCAGGAGCUGCUCCGCGGUCCUGAUGGAUCGAUUCAGUCGGUCGAUCUUGUGAAUAGAGACGCGUCGGCGCUGGCGGCCAUGGAGCAGAGGCCGUGCAUCGAGUACCACGACCUCGAGGCCGCCGAGGCGCUGGUCAGCAUGAGCUUCUGGUGUCAGAGGCCUCCUAAGCCCCGCCCGCUGACGCCCACCUCAGACUCCUGCGACUCCAUCCAGCUCCACCCGGAGGGAGGGGACCCUCCCAAAGAUCUGAUCGCUCUGUCGUCCCUGUGCAUGACUCCGCCUCACAGUCCGAGCUUCGCCGAAGCGUCCACCACGACUGUCCUCAGCACCACCUCUGCACUUAGCCCCGCCUCCAGACAGCUCUUACCUCGCCCUGCCUGCCCCCCACAGCCCUGCUCCUCCCCCAUCUCCCCAGAGAUCUCCACCCUUCCACCUCAUGUGGAGUUGGCUCCGCCCAGCAAGGCGAUGGCCACCAGCGUCAUUCGCCACACAGCCGACAGUCUCGGCGUUCCCGCGCCGCCGCCCGCCUCCCUCGAGACAGAAACCUCCACGCCAGCUCAACCGGAAACCCCAGAGUUGCCUCCCGCGGAGAAGAGCGGACCUCCUUGGUCGUCUCCGGUGCAUUCCGCUCCGCUGUCUUCCUCCGCCAUUCCAUCUUCUCCGGUUCUUUGUCAGGUGUUCCCGGUCAGCAGCCAGACGGGAAUGAUUUCCGCCUUCGUCCAGGCUCCGGUUCAGGUGCAGACUCAGUGCGGACCCAAGCCCAUCCUCCCCCAGUCUCCUCCGCCUACUUUCACCCAACCACUGCUGGUGGGCUCCACCGUCCCGCAGGGGGCCGUCAUGUUUGUGGUCCCCCAGGGACACAUGUCCCAGACGACGCAGGGUCCUCAGACUGUAAUGACCCUUGGCAACACCAAGCUCCUCCCCCUGGCGCCCGCCCCCGUUUAUAUGCCGUCGGGAACGACCAAUGGCGCAUCGCAGGCAGACUUCUCCCGCCGGCGGAACUACGUGUGCACCUUCCCGGGCUGCAAGAAAACGUACUUUAAGAGUUCACACUUGAAGGCUCACCUGCGUACCCACACAGGGGAGAAGCCAUUCAGCUGUCACUGGGAGGGCUGCGACAAGAGGUUCGCCCGCUCCGAUGAGCUGUCCCGCCACCGCCGGACGCACACGGGGGAGAAGAAGUUCGUCUGCACCGUUUGCGAGCGGCGCUUCAUGCGCAGCGACCACUUGACCAAACACGCCCGGCGGCACAUGUCGACCAAAAGGGCGUCGGCGUGGCCCGCCGAAACAAGAGACCUCAUCAAAGGAGCCGCGCCCAAGAGCCAAAACAAAGCCCCCGCACUUCCUGUUGGCGUGCUAGUCCCGGCCGCCAACUGAAAAGACUAGCGGAGACCAUAGGGCCAACUCAGGACUCCCGAAGGGUUAGGAUCAGCUCCACCAGGAUCGUCCUAAGGCCCCCGGCUACGUUUACAGACAUCAGAACAAGGUCCGAAAAACUGCGUCGAACCGAGAUCAAGAACUUCCUGUAAAGACGUCCGUCCCCCGUCAUGGAGGAAGCGCUACAACCUCUUAGUCAGACCGAAGUAGCGCUUCACCUACGCACCACAGUCACUCCAGACAUUUUCAAACAUCUGUAUAAGAUCCGAGCGCUGCCAUAACCCGGACACACAGCUUUUCCGCUCUACUCAGGACAUUCUGCUCCCACAACCACGAAACUCGCUGCAAACGGAAGGAGGAGGACAUGAAGGCUGCUACUCAUCCACACACAGAAACCCACAAAAACCUGACUUUGCACUGGAUUUUUAAAGCUAAAAAUCUUACCUUUUUAUACUCUCUCCAUGUAUGAUGUUUACUUCAUGUGUAUAUGUCACAUUUAGCAAAACGUAUGCACACGAUUUAUUGUUUGCCAAAGCUUCUGUAUCGUGCUUCUGUUACUAGCCGACUUCUGUUUGUUUUUUGUACAUAAUGUAAAUAUACUGAUAUCUAUAUGAAUGUUACAUGUAUUCCAGUCUCCAUUUAUUGAUAUUUCUUUUUUUAAUGUCUGUGGACAGUAUUCAUCACUGUGAUACUACCUAUAUUUGUUCUAUUCAUUAUUAUUAUUAUUAUUAUGAUUAUUUAACAUUCUUUGUUGAGAUAAAAAGUCUGUUAUUUUUAUUUUUUAUUUUCUUGAUUUGGCCCAUAGUGUAGCCAGUAAGAAUACCUAAUGUUAUUGAAUGUUAUUCUUAACAAUAACGGUUUAUAUCAGAGUAAUCCCAUUUCCAUACAUUUGUUUGUUGAUAACAGUGAACAAUAUAGCUUUUAUAAUAAAACUUUACAGAGAA